Aureobasidium subglaciale EXF-2481 is the source of this 552-nucleotide messenger RNA. RefSeq lists its product as uncharacterized. Bases 1 to 552 code for a protein of 183 amino acids. The record is from RefSeq and is a predicted model, not a curated record. The transcript has a single exon. Lineage: Eukaryota; Fungi; Ascomycota; Dothideomycetes; Dothideales; Saccotheciaceae.
AUGAGCAACAUCAAAUCCAAAGACCUCACCUACGACAAAACAGCCUCCCAACCAGCCUUUCUCCAACGCCUCCGCGAUCAAAACACCGCAAUCUCAGCCUCAGGUCGUCAAGAACAACCCGUCGCCCGCGCACAGCGAGCGAAAAAAGCUGGUGAUGACGAUGACGACGCGCCAAUGUAUGUCUUAGAAGGCAGCUCGGAAACUCUUACAAAAGCCGAGUAUGAGAGACUUACUGCUGGCGAUGGCGAUGGCGAUGGUGAGGGGGAAACUGAUCCAAAGGCAAAGUUUGGAGAUGUCAAGGAUAUGGUGACGGGAGAGUUGACGGGGGAGUGGCCAAAGGCUUCAGGAGCAUUGCCUGAUGAGGAUGAGGUUCCGGCGCGGACAUCUGCGGCUGUUGAUGCUGGUAAAGCGACAAAGAAGCGGAAGAUGGCUAAAGUCGUCGGUGGUGAUGGGAAUGAGGAGGCCGCAGCAACAAGCAAAGAUGAAAGCAAACCAAAGAAGAUCAAGAAAAAGGGUAAGCCGAUAAAGCUGUCCUUCGGCGAUGAGGAAUGA